AUGGACGUGACCAUGACGGAUAGUCCUUCUCAAGAAGGCACUCAAAACCUUGACAAGACGGAUCUCAUCAAGACCGUGAGAGGUCUCGACCAAAGUGGCCCAGGAGAGGAUGGAAAAAAUCUCGAAAAAUUGUGGAAGCAUCUGACUGCGUCGGCAGACAGUCAGUUCCAUGCCGCGGAGCAGAGCAGCUUGCGAUGGCUCCUGAAAUCGAUGAACGGCUCAUCCAGCGACGCCGAGACUAUGCGACGAUGGCCCUUGACCUGGACGAUCCUUGAAUGCGUCUUUCAGCGCAUUCCGCUGUUUUCGCUCGCCAAGUCGCUUGCUGAUCGACGAUUCAUUGCUGUUUUGCAGCAGACCCUGAAGGACAUUUCCAGACCAGCCACGGAUUCAUCAGCUACUCCAUCCAAGAGAAAGAGAUCGACAACAAAGGCCUUUGCUCUUGAGGACUUAAAGGACAGUCAAGGAUGUUUGAUGGCCGGUGAAGCCGUAUUCAGUUCUCUCAAGACUCUGCUGGGCCGACUCGACUCUUCUGCGACGCAAUCAUCACACGACAAGAUUGGUGCUGAGCAUAUCCGAUCUCUUUUCUGUACUUCAGCCGCCGAGGCUGCGACACUCGCAUCACUAUCAUUGAAGCUCUGCGAUUCUGCUCUGUCUAGUAGCGAUGAUCAAACAGAGGGUUGGGAGUCUUGGAUUGAGACAACGGCGUCCAUCUGGGAUCUUCAUCUACAGGGGAGCGAUGAUGCUCUGGAGGUGGCUACGCAUCUCUUUGCGCCAUCAGCAGCUAUUCUCAGCAAACUAGAGAAGGUUUCCAAGACACAGAAAGCCGCCGUGCGCGAAUCAUUACGGACAAAGUGGUCGAUCGAUCUUCAGAAGCUCAUGCAUCGCAACCUGAUACUUCCCGCUCGAGCGGCGUUUAUCACGAAACAGGACAUGGAGCCCAUCUCACGAGCCCUUCAAGCUGCCGAGAAGAAUCUUGAAGUGGCAGCCCCUGCGCUAUACUUCCUGGCAUCAGGCGUGACGGAUGCUUUAGGUGAGGGGAGACUACGGAAGGGCAACUCGGAUUGGAUGAAACAGGUUUUCAAGGCUGUCGAAAAUACUUUGCGACCGAGAGACGAUCGAGAUGAGCUCGUACAAAUCGUUCUUGAACGAGCUGCCGAGAAGUCAGCGUCUAUUGACACGGACGACCUGCGCUCCGUCUGCCGCGAGUAUGCUCUCCAGGAAGAAAGCACCAACUGGAGGCUAGUAUCAGAUAUCGCCAGUUGUGAUCCUGAUGUGUUCCAGCUCUCCGAAGAAGGUGCGCGCCUCCUGGAUACUGUCUGCGAACGGAGCAUCGCAUCAAGCCUUGACGUGGCCGAGACUGAAGCAGUCACAAAGAUUAUUCAAGCCAUUGUGCAAGGGUUCCGCACCGGGCGAGACUUGUCUAGCUUCUUGAAGCUAUGGUUCCAGCAGCUAUGCAAGAUCGAGAAGCAAAAGAACAAGGCCAGCUCGCCUUGGAUCAGGGUCGCCGAGAACGAAUACGGCAGCGAUUCUUUCAAGGCCUUGAUCGAAAAGGAGCUGUCUCCACAGCAGCUUCUCGAGGUCUUGGAAUGGGCUGAGAACGAAAAGUCCCAUUCCAGGGCGCUCUGCCUUUUCCUGGACUCUAUUGCGCAAGGAAUCCAGAGCGAAUCUUACGCGGAUGCUGUGGGGAGCAAACUCUUCGACCUUGUGAGCAAGGUGAAGAAGACGUCUUCGACUUUGACCGCGUUGAAAUGGGGAGUUGUUUCCAAGACACUAUCGUGGGUUGCUGCCGAAUCAAGAACUGAGAUUUGGGAUGCCGUGCAAGGACAUCUGAGCAAGAUCUUGUCCGAAGCACCCAUAGAGUCCAGGGAGACCUACGAAGCUUUCAAGUGCUGUUGUCAGGCUUGGAUCUCGAUGAGUCCAGAUGACAAGCAACUUGACGGACCCGCAAAACUGGUGGAAUCCUUUACAACUCGCCUGUCCGCGGACCUGCUCUCGUCGAGCGCCUUGAAAGGAAAGGACUUUUCUUUGUACCUGCAACUCGAUGCUGUACCGGGCUAUCUCGAAGAGGCAGCACCUCAACACUAUCUGGCUUGGUUUCUACGAGGCUCCAGCCGUCUCAGUCGAUUUGUCUACGGAACAAAGGCGGCUCUCCCAGAGGCGCUGCAAAAUGCGCUGUCGCUCCCCAGCAGUGAGAUUGACCAGCUCCGAGAGAUCUGGACCUGCUUGCUCGAGAAUGAGAAUAACGUCAACGAUGUUAAGGUUGCUGGCGACCUUGUCGACCGUCUGAUUAAGGCUCUGGAAGAGGACGGCAAAGAGAAGCGUUGGCCUGCUGAGGCAAGCCAAACUUGGAUCCGAAGCUUGACCAAUGUUCACACAGAUGCCUUUACUCGAGUCCAGCGAGAGCGGAUCAUGAUUCUUCUCAACACCCACAGAGCCAAGGCCACCAAGCAAGUAUCGCUAGAUGGCUGGAGAUAUAUCCUUGGGCUAUCUACGAAGCUCAUGAGUCGACCGACAUUCUACGAGGGCAUGCAGUUUUCUGACCUUGUCGACGUCGCGGAUGCCAUGUCGGACCUUUCUUCUUCGACACCGACUCAAGAUGGUACUUUGACAAAUCUUAUUAAUGCGUACUUUGAGAUGGCCUCAGUUACUAUCCAGCAGAUGGCGGAACACAUCGACGACCGAAGCAUCAAGUACUUUGAGGAAAGCCGCAGUUUCAUCUCAGACUGCGACGACGCUGGAGACCUGUCACCCUUCCGUCUCACUCUGUUGAAAGCGUUGAUCACUGAAGUUUCUCAAUCGCCAAGCUGCACUGCCCAUGCUGAGCUGAGAUCAUUGCCAGACAGCGCAAAGAACGUGCUAGGAAACUGUGUCAUGGCUGCAACUGGCUAUUUCUUGACCGAGAAGAAGGCCUUUGAGGGACACAAUGUUAUUGCCGAUCUCCGACUCUUCGCUGCUGUCGAUGCUGCCGAAGCAUUGGAGAGUCUCUCUGGGGUUUCCAAGUUGAAACAGUCUGACAUUCGAAAAGCCGAGAGGCGAAGCCACGCUGCCAUGGCCUCAGGGGAUCUUCGAGGGUGGAAGAUGCAGACAUUCCUGAGGACAUACUUUUCAUCGCUCAUGGAGGAGUCUCGGCCAACAACAUUUUAUAGCAUCAACGAUGUGCCGCCGAAGCUCCGGGAGCCCUUCUUCCAGAGCAAUGUUGCCUCUGUGACGAAGGAGAUGGAUACGCCCGCCAAGAUUGAGUACCUCAGGGAUCUCAUCCAGGUGUUUGUGCAGGGUUCCAACACAGAUGGACAGGCAUCAGCUAUCCAGACGGUUGUGCACCAACUUCUAGUGUGCCCUGACCUUCAGACCAAGGGAGCGGGCUUCGAUUUGGCUACUGCUCACAGCGAGUUGACUUCGACACUCCUGACUCUGGAGAGCCAAUCUGUGUGCGUCCGGGUCUGUCGCGUCCUUCAAACACUCCUGGAGAAGAAGCCGCAGUCCAUGACUCAAUGGAACAUUGAGCUUGUCCUCAACACUGUCUGCGAGCUUAGCUCGUCUGAGCAUGCCGGCGACGAGCGAGUGCCCUUCGGGUGGCUAUGCAAGCUGGUCGAGGUGAUCAUUAAGAAGCACCGACUUCGUCUUGAAGGCCAUCACCAUAUCCUCCUGUCCGUGAUGCAGGCUCUCAUCCGCAACCUCAUCGCCAACCAGGGCGCCACAGACCCCCUGGGCCAGGCCAUGCACGAGACGAAAGCCCAUCUCUACGCCCGUCUUGUCACGCUCAUCUGUGAGCCUACGGCUGGCGCCGUCUCUCGCUCACAGCACCAGAAUGCGCUCGACUCGGCCACAGACGCGGCGAAGCGUUCAGCUGGACGGCAUAUGUAUCUGGUGCUGAUGCAGUAUGUCAAGUUGCAGCUGGAGGCCGACGUGCCGCGAUCGGUGAGGGAGGCUUUGGAACCGGCCAUGAACUCGAUUUUCGACAUUACACCCCCUGAAGUGAGGAAGAUUCUCAACGAUGCCAUGGAUGGCAGUGGACGUGCGAUUCUGAGAGAGAUGUUUAAGAGAUAUACCAAGUUUGGCAAGUGGAGCGGCGUGUAA
Molecule: messenger RNA, 4077 nt
Organism: Fusarium keratoplasticum
Lineage: Eukaryota; Fungi; Ascomycota; Sordariomycetes; Hypocreales; Nectriaceae
Product: Urb2 domain-containing protein
Exons: 3
Coding region: 1-4077 (1358 amino acids)
Biological process (GO): ribosome biogenesis
Cellular component (GO): nucleolus
Source: RefSeq, a predicted model, not a curated record